Molecule: messenger RNA, 6819 nt
Organism: Strigops habroptila (Kakapo)
Lineage: Eukaryota; Metazoa; Chordata; Aves; Psittaciformes; Psittacidae
Gene: NRP1
Product: neuropilin 1
Exons: 18
Coding region: 555-3329 (924 amino acids)
Biological process (GO): axon guidance; vascular endothelial growth factor signaling pathway; angiogenesis
Cellular component (GO): membrane
Molecular function (GO): semaphorin receptor activity; vascular endothelial growth factor receptor activity
Source: RefSeq, a predicted model, not a curated record
CGCUGAGUUGCGCUCCUCUUCCUCAGGCUGCGAGCAGGAGCCGCCCGGGCGCUUCCCCUUUCCCCGUCCGGCCGGGAGUCCCUGCGGCUACAGCGCGCUCGCUCGCCUCCCGCCGGGGCAGAGCACCCCCGCCCCGUCUCUCGGAGCCCGCCCCGGCAGAGCGCUCCCGAGGUGCCAGCAGCCGCGAGGAUUUUUGUCUGUCUUGUUUGUAUGUUUGUUGGGUUUCGUUGGGUGUUUUUUGUUUUUCCCCUCGUUUUCAUUUGGCUUUCUAGUCUCGCUGGGAAUGGCAGGGGCAGCCGCGCCCGGAGAAGGAACAAGUGUGGGGAAAGGGAGCGGGAGCCGGAGCUAAAUGACAGGAUGCGGGCGACUUGAGGCGCAGAAAGAAGCCAGCGUCCCCUGCCCCCGGGAGUGCCCUUGCGGGCCGUGCCUUCUGCUCCUGACUCCGGCCGGAGGAUUUAAGAUCUAGGAAGAGUUGUGCGUGGAAGGCUUUUUUUUUUUUUUUUUUUUUUUUUUUUUUCAUUUUUCUGCCUCCUUUCCCUGCUGUCGAAGGGAAAAUGGACUGGGGACUUCUCCUGCACUGUGCAGCCCUCACCUUCACCCUCGUCAGGGCUCUGCGAAGCGAUAAGUGCGGCGACACGAUCAAAAUCGUCAAUCCCGGGUACCUCACGUCUCCCGGUUACCCCCAGUCCUACCACCCUAGCCAAAAAUGCGAGUGGCUGAUCCAGGCCCCGGAGCCCUACCAGAGGAUCAUGAUCAACUUCAACCCCCACUUCGACCUGGAGGAUCGCGACUGCAAGUAUGAUUAUGUUGAAGUGAUUGAUGGAGAUAAUGCUGAAGGACGCUUAUGGGGAAAGUACUGUGGAAAAAUUGCUCCCCCUCCUCUGGUGUCUUCAGGCCCAUAUCUUUUUAUUAAAUUUGUUUCCGACUAUGAGACACAUGGAGCAGGAUUUUCCAUCCGUUAUGAAGUUUUCAAAAGAGGACCUGAAUGUUCCAGAAACUUUACUUCAUCAAGUGGAGUGAUAAAGUCCCCUGGAUUCCCUGAAAAAUAUCCCAAUAGCCUUGAAUGCACUUAUAUUAUCUUUGCACCAAAGAUGUCAGAGAUUAUACUGGAAUUUGAAAGCUUUGAGCUAGAACCUGAUUCAAAUACUCCAGGGGGAGCAUUCUGUCGCUAUGACCGAUUGGAAAUCUGGGAUGGCUUCCCUGAUGUUGGCCCGCACAUAGGGCGUUAUUGUGGGCAGAACAACCCAGGACGUGUCCGGUCUUCAACAGGGAUUCUUUCAAUGGUAUUUUACACCGACAGUGCAAUAGCAAAAGAAGGAUUUUCAGCAAACUACAGCGUGUCACAGAGCAGUGUAUCAGAAGAUUUCCAGUGCAUGGAACCACUAGGUAUGGAGUCAGGAGAAAUUCACUCUGAUCAAAUCACUGUCUCCUCCCAGUACAGCGCUAUCUGGUCUUCAGAAAGGUCCCGGCUAAAUUACCCUGAGAAUGGAUGGACCCCAGGGGAAGAUUCUGUCAGAGAAUGGAUACAGGUAGAUCUAGGCCUUCUUCGCUUUGUUUCUGGAAUUGGGACUCAAGGAGCCAUCUCAAAAGAAACAAAGAAAGAAUAUUAUCUGAAAACAUACCGUGUAGAUGUCAGCUCCAAUGGAGAGGACUGGAUUACAUUGAAGGAGGGAAACAAGCCUGUUGUGUUUCAAGGGAAUAGCAAUCCCACUGAUGUUGUUUACAGACCUUUUGCCAAACCAGUUUUAACACGGUUUGUGAGAAUUAGACCUGUGUCUUGGGAAAAUGGAGUAUCACUAAGAUUUGAAGUUUACGGCUGCAAGAUAACAGAUUAUCCUUGCUCUGGGAUGCUGGGUAUGGUGUCUGGGCUCAUUCCUGACUCUCAGAUUACUGCAUCUACUCAAGUUGAUCGAAACUGGAUCCCAGAAAAUGCUCGCCUCAUAACCAGCCGUUCAGGUUGGGCGCUGCCACCAACUACUCAUCCGUAUACAAACGAAUGGCUUCAGAUAGACCUUGGAGAAGAAAAAAAAGUGAGGGGCAUAAUUGUCCAAGGAGGCAAGCACCGAGAAAACAAAGUAUUCAUGAAAAAAUUCAAAAUUGGCUACAGCAACAAUGGGUCAGAUUGGAAAAUGAUCAUGGAUUCCAGCAAGAAAAAGAUAAAGACUUUUGAAGGCAACACCAACUAUGACACGCCUGAACUGCGGACUUUUGAACCUGUAACAACUAGAUUCAUCCGUGUCUACCCUGAGAGAGCCACACAUGGAGGACUGGGACUGCGAAUGGAGCUGCUGGGCUGUGAACUCGAAGCUCCUACUGCUGUCCCUACCGUUUCCGAAGGCAAACCCGUGGAUGAAUGUGAUGAUGACCAGGCAAACUGUCACAGUGGCACAGGUGAUGACUACCAACUGACAGGUGGUACUACAGUGCUGAAUACAGAAAAGCCAACAGUAAUAGACAAUACAUUACAACCAGAGCUGCCACUAUACAACUUCAACUGUGCCUUUGGCUGGGGAUCCCAAAAGACUUUGUGCCACUGGGAGCAUGACAACCAGGUGGAUUUAAAGUGGGCAAUCCUAACCAGCAAAACUGGGCCAAUUCAAGACCACACAGUAGGAGAUGGCAAUUUCAUUUACUCGCAAGCUGACGAAAGCCAGAAAGGCAAAGUCGCCCGGCUGCUGAGCCCCGUGAUUUACUCACAGAACUCUGCCCACUGCAUGACUUUCUGGUACCACAUGUCCGGCGCACAUGUCGGCACCCUGAAGAUCAAGCUGCGGUACCAAAAGCCAGAUGAAUACGACCAGGUGCUGUGGACCCUGAGUGGGCAUCAGGCAAACUGCUGGAAGGAAGGACGCGUCCUUCUUCACAAGUCUGUGAAACACUACCAGGUGGUUAUUGAGGGAGAAAUUGGAAAAGGAACUGGAGGAAUCGCUGUGGAUGAUAUUAAAAUUGACAAUCACGUAGCACAAGAGGACUGCCGAAAAUCAACAGAUGUGGAGAAUGAAAUAGAUGAAGAAGAAGACCCAGAAAGUAAUCAAAUAGGGAUUACACCUCCAUACCACACAGGCGAGGACUACGAUGAUAACAUCUCCAGGAAACCAGGCAAUGUUCUGAAGACCCUAGAUCCAAUCCUUAUCACCAUCAUAGCCAUGAGUGCACUCGGGGUGCUUUUAGGAGCCAUCUGUGGAGUUGUCCUGUACUGUGCCUGUUGGCAUAAUGGGAUGUCAGAGAGGAACUUGUCUGCACUGGAGAAUUACAAUUUUGAACUGGUCGAUGGUGUAAAACUGAAAAAAGAUAAACUAAACACACAGAAUUCGUACUCGGAAGCAUGAAGGUAUAAAGCGACUGGAGAAGUUUCAGAGAAUCGGGAUGGAAGGACAUAGCUCGGUCGUGCUGGGGAACUGAUGAUCUUUUACUGUACAGGCUGAAAAGUGCAUUGAUGACACUGAGCCAAGCUUUUCUCAGGAGCUUCAAUGAGUGUGUAACCGAUAAACAUGGACAACAAUCUGUGUUAACAAUCUGAAUCAUGUACAGUCUGCUUUUUCUGUUGGUUUUAUUUGAAAUAAUCCAAUGCUGGUGUUGAGACCAAGUAUGAUUGACUUAUAGUUCAUUUUGUCUUUCUUUCUCUCCCUCUCUUUUGUUUUCCGUUAAUGGAUAAUUUUGGUUUUACUGUGCAAAAACCAAGACGCUGUCACAAAAUGUAUUCAGUGGGGUCCUUUGGAUGGACAUGCUGUCUGUAGCUCAGUGCCCAGAAAAUAUUGGAGUAACAGCAAUUUAGUGGACUCCUGCACCUGUAUUUGUGUAUAAUUGCUCGUGUUGUGCAUAGGCAAAGAAGGGUUAGGAUGUUUUUGAAAGUACUGCUGCAUCAGUACCGAUAUAGUGUGUCAGCUCUGUUUAUGAAGCAAUACAGUCAAAUUUUAUUGAUGUUUUUCAGUGUUGUACUAAAUUUUGUGCUUGUGAACUCCAUGAAAGAGUAUGUGCCAUCAUCAGACACAACUGGUAACCAAGUGUACUGCCUAAAAACUAAACAAAAAAGUCCUUGGCACUGGCUAGUGUAUGUCCUCUCAAGUGCCUUUUUGUUUGUACUGCUUCUCAUUGUGUUAACAUUAACUACAGCUCUGCUUCUCUGCAGUUGUGCCCUUGUCUUUAAUCAUAUUCUGAUGGCUCACCAACUGAAAAAAAAGUAUAUUUUAGUGUAAGAAAGUAGCCUCAGCAAGGCAAGGGCAAAACAGAUUUGACAACCUGGCUCAAUUGUUCUGCUUUCUGUAUUUCGACUUCAUGUCUCUUGACCCUUUUGUAUAAAGCUGCAAUAUCCCCUUUUAUUGUUCUUUCAUAUAGAAUGUAUUUUCAAAUGUAAAAUCUCUCUCCCUGUCUCUUCUCUUUCUCUCUCUCUUUCUCUCUCUGAGUAGAUUGCAUAAGCAUUUGUCAUUGCCAAGGAAAGAAAACUGCAGCUUUAACUUGCUGGUAAUGGCAAAGGAUUUUAUUAGAGUUUGUGUUAAAAAAUAAGGGAAAAUUCUUAACUUUACCCUCCAAAGUCGAACUUUGGGUUUCUUCUUAACAGCAUAAAGUGACAGUAUCUUUUUUCCUGAAGUCAUGAAACAUGCCUUUUAUCCUGAACAGCUUGCCUGUUAAUUACACCAGGGAAAACGACUCCCGUACUGAAAAGAUUGCCUUUACAAUGAGAAACUUUCCUCCUCCUGCCCCUACCUAAACCCAGAGUUCUGUUCUCUCAGUAAGCAUGCAUUUUCAUGCUAAUCAAUGCUAAUUGGGCUUACACAUGGGUACUGAGGGCAGAAUAAAAUCCCACAGUGUAUGUAGGGUAUGUUCUUACCAUCCUGUUAUAUCCAAUUGGCAUUUCAUACCAGGAGGUUUCUGUCUGACCAGAAGUGCAGAUAGUGACAGAUUCAGUGAGCUGAGUAAUGUAACUUGUCAGGAAAAUGUGUUUGACAAUUAUGUGGCCAUUUUUUCAUAUUUUUGGACAAAUAUUAUUGGACAAAUAAUAUUCAAAGCCUAUGCAGCUGGUCCAGCAGUGUAAAAAGAAACAAGAGUAUGUUUCCCAUGGGGGUCAUAGCGGGAGGCAAUGGGCCAGAGGAAUCGCUCCCCUCCUACAGGUGCAAGGGAGCCCCGUGGUUUUCUGCAGUGAAAACAGCACAGCACACUGUACAGCCAUAACUGAGGAAGCAGCGGAACAAGGCAGCUUUAACCUUCCCCUGGGUAUCUACCAACCAGCAGAUAAAACCAGUGCAAAAAUGGGGAAAGGAAUGUCCUGCAAAGUGCUGAACUCAUGUUUUUCCUAACUGAAUUCCGCAAGUAGCGUCAAAGAAGUGAUUGUGACUUUCUGAGAUAGUCUUUUCCAAAAUUGCUUUCGUAGUAGAGCAAUGAAGUAUUGAAUGAAGUAGGACUAAAGAAGGGCUAAUUCAGCCUUCAAUCACAUAAAGCAACAGGAUUCACCCCUAUUUAUUAAUUAAAAGUUUUGAAGCUUAUAAUUCCACCAAUAUGAACCAGGAAACAGAAAAAUCAGUUGAAAAUCCACCUGUAACCUAGAAAUUGAAGAAAAGGGAGAGAGACUGGAUGCAAAAAUAUGAGUUUUGAAGUUGAAAAUAUUUUAAAGGAAGACCCAAUAGAAAAAACAGUGGGCAGUUGCAACUUCAAAAGAGUCCUAAAGGCAAAGACUACAGUGAAAAUUCAACCACCCACUUCAGGUCAUCAAACCUUAGAUGCCUAAAUUGGAAGAGUUACCGCCCAAGGCUCUAGACCUUGGGUCCUCCAGAAGGUGAGAAGAGCACCUAAGGCCUGAAAGUUUUGCCUAAAAGUCCAUGAAAUGUUCCAAAGGACGAACUCACUUUGGCAGAGGCAGAAUGUUCAUUCGUAUCUAACACUACAAUUUGACCAUAAUGGUAUCGCAGCAGCUAGUUAAUUAACCCAAAGAAAUAAAGGAAUUUUUGAAUCUAUUUUCAGAACACCACCACCAUGUGAUUCAGGUGUUAGGGUCUGUUCUCCUUAGCUGGAAAAACUUCUAGUCUACUAACUUGACGGAGAGUUACAAGCAUCUAUUGCCUUGAAGAGAAAAUCCCAUUGGGGAGCUGAAGCCCAAAACCUUUUGAAAUAUUCCCACAGAUUUCAAUCAGGUCUGGACCAGCUCUUGGUCUUGAUUUAUCUGAACAAAAAACUGGUAGUUGGUGGGGUUUUUUCUUCUUUAAACAUGCUGAGUAUAGUGAACAUAAAAAGAAAUGUAUCUCCUUUGUGGUGUUCAGACCUUACCAUGAUAAUGAGGAUCUAGCACUGAAGAUUUUAUUUCUCUGAAGGUAAUAGAAUGAAAGUUGCCCUUCAAUAAAGGAAAAAUGAUACUGCAACUUUACAUUGAAAAGUAUCUUGCACUGAUAAAUAUAUUUAAAAAAAAAUUAUAUGUUUAUAAAGUUAUUAAUUUGUAAAGGCAGUGUUACAAAAUGUUCAGUUUAUAUUGUUUUAGAUUGUUUCAUAAUUAUUAAAGUGUAAAAUAACAUAUUUUUUUCUUUAUUGAAAAACUAUAAAAAUCUUCUGUAGUAAAAUGGUUUCAUUUUACUGGUAUAUUAUUGCUUCAUGUUUUGUACCAUCAAACUUUGCGCAAAUUUUUUUUACAGAAAUUUUUAUUUUCUAUGACAAUAUGACACUUGUAAAUUGUUGUUUCAAAAUGAACAGCGAAGCCUUAAUUUUAAAUGACAUUUGUAUUCUCAGACACUGAGUAGCAUAAAAAAACACAUAGAACUGAAUUGUAACUUAAAUUUCCAAACUAUGACUACUACAUUCCAAAGAAACAGUUGAAUUAAACAUUUUCAUAAAAUA